Elgaria multicarinata webbii is the source of this 4346-nucleotide messenger RNA. It is a transcript of the gene LRP12, whose product is annotated as LDL receptor related protein 12. Gene Ontology annotation, molecular function: protein binding. The transcript is spliced from 7 exons. The record is from RefSeq and is a predicted model, not a curated record. The coding region runs from base 12 to 2579 and encodes 855 amino acids. Lineage: Eukaryota; Metazoa; Chordata; Lepidosauria; Squamata; Anguidae.
GUGGCGGUGUUAUGGCCUCUUGCUGGAGCACAAAAGGGUCCCUUGCUUGGAGGUCAGCGCAGUUCUUGCUCCUCGUCGUCUCCUGUUGUGGAAACAGUGCUCUUGCAGAACGUUCUGAAAAUGUGCAUAUUUCAGGAGUCUCAACUGCUUGUGGAGAUAUUCCAGAACAAAUUAGGGGCCCAAGUGGGAUAAUCACUAGCCCAGGCUGGCCACUUGAAUAUCCUGCUAGAUUGAACUGUAGCUGGUACAUCCGGGCAAACCAAGGAGAAAUUAUUACGAUAAGUUUCCAGGACUUUGAUGUUCAAGGAUCACGGCGAUGCAGUUCCGAUUCCCUAACAAUAGGGGCCUACAAAAGCAUGGAAAAUUACAGAGUAUGUGGGUCUUCUAUUCCAUCUCCAUAUAUCUCUUCACAGGACCACGUUUGGAUCAGAUUUCAUUCAGAUGAUAGUGUAUCACGGAAAGGCUUCAGAUUGACUUAUUUUGCAGGGAAAUCCAGUGAACCAAGCUGCGACUGUAACCAGUUCCAUUGUGCUAAUGGGAAAUGUAUUCCGGAAUCUUGGAAAUGUAAUGACAUGGAUGAAUGUGGAGACAACUCUGAUGAAGAAAUCUGUGCCAAAGCUAGUCCUCCAACUGCUGCUUCCUUCCAGCCAUGUGCAUACAACCAGUUCCAGUGUUUGUCUCGUUUCAAUGUUUACACUUGCAUUCCAGAAUCUUCAAAAUGUGAUGGAAACCUUGACUGUCUUGACUUGGGAGAUGAAAUAGACUGUGGUGUGCCAAGUUGUGGGCAGUUACUAAAAUAUUUUUAUGGUACUUUCAAUUCUCCUAAUUAUCCAGACUUUUAUCCUCCAGGGAGCAACUGCACUUGGCUGAUAGACACAGGGGAUUACCGCAAAGUUAUUCUGCGUUUCACUGACUUUAAACUUGAUGGUACUGGUUACGGGGACUAUGUCAAAAUAUAUGAUGGGUUAGAAGAGCAUCCACGCAAACUGUUGCGUGUUUUAACUGCUUUUGAUUCUCAUGCACCUCUUACAGUUGUUUCUUCUUCUGGUCAAGUCAGAGUGCAUUUUUGUGCUGACAAAGUGAAUGCGGCAAGAGGAUUUAAUGCUACAUAUCAAGUAGAUGGCUUCUGUCUGCCAUGGGAAAUUCCAUGUGGUGGAAACUGGGGCUGUUACACAGAGCAGCAGCGUUGCGAUGGCUAUUGGCAUUGUCCAAAUGGAAGGGAUGAAACCAACUGCACCAUGUGCCAGAAAGAAGAAUUUCCUUGCUCUCGGAACGGUGCUUGCUAUCCUCGCUCUGACCGCUGCAACUACCAAAAUCAUUGCCCCAAUGGUUCAGAUGAAAAGAAUUGCUUCUUUUGUCAGCCAGGAAAUUUCCACUGCAAAAAUAACCGAUGUGUGUUUGAAAGCUGGGUUUGUGAUUCUCAAGAUGAUUGUGGCGAUGGCAGCGAUGAAGAGAAUUGUCCAGUUAUUGUGCCCACCAGAGUAAUAACUGCUGCUGUCAUUGGGAGUCUUAUUUGUGGGCUGCUCCUUGUCAUUGCCUUGGGGUGCACUUGUAAGCUGUAUUCAUUAAGAAUGUUUGAACGAAGAUCAUUUGAGACACAAUUGUCAAGGGUUGAGGCUGAGUUAUUAAGAAGAGAAGCACCUCCUUCUUACGGACAGUUGAUUGCUCAGGGCUUAAUUCCACCAGUUGAAGAUUUUCCUGUUUGUUCACCAAAUCAGGCAUCGGUUUUAGAAAAUUUAAGACUAGCAGUGCGAUCUCAGCUUGGAUUUUCUUCUAUUAGGCUUCCAAUUGCUGGCCGGUCAAGUAAUAUUUGGAACCGAAUCUUUAAUUUUGCAAGAUCUCGUCACUCAGGAUCCCUGGCAUUGGUUUCAUCAGAUGGAGAUGAUCUUGCCAGCCAGAAUACUAACAGAGAAGCUGAAAGAAAUGGCUCUCACCGAAGCCUCUUUUCAGUGGAGUCUGAUGAUACAGACACAGAAACUGAACGAAGAGAUACGGCAGGUGCUGUUGGUGGUGUUGCUGCUACCUUGCCUCAAAAGGUCCCUCCUGCAACAGCAGUGGAAGCAACUGUAGUCUGCGGAACUUCCUCGGUUCAGAAUACCAGUGGUAGUACAGACAAUGGAAGAGAAGGAACAAGUAUGGAACCUCCAAGUUCCAGUCCAGGACGCCAUCAGUUCUCUAGUGCUCUAAGUCGUAUGACUCAAGGGUUACGUUGGGUACGCUUCACUUUAGGGAGAUCAAGUCCAGUCAAUCAGAACCAAAGUCCUUUGAGACAGCUUGAUAAUGGGGUAGGUGGAGGAAGAGAUGAAGAUGAUGAUGUUGAAAUGCUAAUUCCAGUUUCUGAUGUUGCAUCAGACUUUGAUGUGAAUGACUGUUCAAGACCUCUACUUGAUCUCACUUCAGACCCAGGACAAGGGCUUAGACAGCCUUACAGUGGAACACAUAAUGGAGUACGGUCCUGUAAUCGAGAUGGUCCCUGUGAGCGAUGUGGGAUAGUACACACUGCCCAGAUACCUGACACUUGCUUAGAAGCAACACUGAAAAAUGAAACUAGCGAUGAUGAGGCUUUGCUACUUUGUUAAGUAUUGAUUGAAUGGGUGGGAAUGUAUGCAAGUUGGAGCAAUAUUGGUGAUUGUUUUGUACUUCAUAAUUAAGGAAAAAAACCUAGUUUUUUGUUUCAAAAAGAAUCCAGGGCAAAUCAUGUGACUUAAAAUUUUUAUUGUGCAUGACUGAACGGUUCUUUGUCAUGGGAAAACAAACAUUUUCUGGUGUCUGCAUACAUAAUGUACUUCUGUUGCUGUUUGGUUAUUCUUCAAUGAUUAUCUUCUGAGAGCUUUUCCCACAACUCCUUUUUCUACUAGCAUUCUUAAAGCCUGUGAAAGGAAGCGACUAUAAACAGGAUGUCUUUGUAAUUUGUGAAAUCACUUGAGCAACAGGUGAACUUUAACGUGUGUUUCAGGCUUGCCUGAAGAUUUGCAUUUUAGUAUUGUAGAGGCCUGCCUCUGUAAGCAGUUCCUACCCACAUGUUAAGGAUUAAAGCAGAGUAAGGUAACCUGGGAAGUGGCCCUCAGUUUCAGAUAGUUUAACAUAAUGUUGUAAUUCACAACAGAAACAUGGCUGCUCAAACACUUUUGGCUGUCUGCCAUUCCAGAUUGUCAGGCUCUUUUGUACAGAAUAUUUAUUCCUUUUUGAAAUCCAGUGUACUAUUGCCAAUAUAAUUUUAACUGAAUAUACUAAAUGCUGAUUAUUGCUAAAAGUAUUCUUUUUUUCUCUUGUGGUUUAUAAUAUUUUGUCUAAUUACUGAAUGUCAUCAUGGUGAACUUUUUCAGAGCGAGGAAAGGGUUUCUCCAAUACACACUAUAUAUAUAUAUUUUCUUUUAAAAGUUCAAACAGCAGUUAACUUAGAUAAACUGAUGGCAAAAAAAAAUCUUUUGUAGCUUUUAUAACAUUGACUUUAAUAAGUUGGUCAGUAUGGUACAACCAAAAAAGAUGUAAAAAUUCAAAGUAAUUUUUCAUCUAUCUUUGAAGAUAGAUACCUGAAGCAGUUAAAAAUAUGCAUUUGAUUCUUGUACAUUAUGUGUGUUUUUUAAAAAGCUGAAUUAGGUACGUAUAACUCUAGAAGAUAUGUUCCAACUGCUAAUGGAUCUUCUCCCUAAUAGGGUUUAAAUUUGUUUGGUCUGAAGGGAUUUGCACUAAAACUAUAUUAAGGUCUCUAAAGAGCUUAGUGCACAAGCACUAUCACUUUAAAUACUAGUCUCUAAUACAGCAAUGACUAUAUAAAUAUAUAUAUUAUAAAUAUAAAUAUUUCCAUGGCUAUGUUCUGGGGUUCUUGCUUUCCUUUGUUGUUCGUUGCUGCAAUUGGAUUUGCUUUACUAAUUUCCUAUUUAUUCAUUGUAUUUAAAAGUUGGUUUACCUUGCAUCAGUUUGUAUGUGUGUUUUUCUUUCUUUCUUUUUUAAAGAAUUCAGUAUAUUACAAGUUUUUUUUUAUUUUUGUUACAUCACGCUGAUGCAAAACACACCAGAAGGAAAAAAAACAACAUUCAUAGUUUUUAGUUUAGUGCCUAGCAGGUGUUGUUACUACUAGAUGAUAUCAAGAAAUCCAUCUUUUGAGAAGGUAAAGAUUGUCAAUUGCUGUUCUAUUUAUUCUUUGCCAGUCUGAGUAGGUUUAAUGAUUUAGUGUGAAAAAUGUAUUUGUGUGUGACUUGUAUGCUAUUUAUUAAAUUUUAUAUACAUUGCUGAAUGUCAUUUUAAAGCAUGUUUAAAGUCUUGUGAAUUUCUUGUUGUGUUAUGCUGUCAGACAAAAAUGACAACUGUUUUAAGAUGUAUCAAAUUAAAACAAGUAUUAUGUA